AUGCCAAAUAUCAUUGGAAAAAAGGGAGAAAAUGCUGUCCCAAUAAGUGCAUAUUUAUAUCCACUUACCAAACUAGACAGUAAGGCUUCUAAACUUGUUAGAGAGAUCAGUGCUGUUCUUGUUAAUGAAACAGAAAAUUAUUUGGAGGAUCUGUAUAAACUGGAUGUGAAAUGCAAUGAUCUUCUGAGAUCACAAGCAGUUAAUAAAUUUCAUGGAAUUGAAGCAGAAAUUCAGGAAUUUAAAUCUUUAUUGGCUACUUACAAACUGGCAUUUCAGAAAGAGGUAGCAAAGAUUCUUCCAAGUAUCAGAGGUGGAAAUAAAGAGGAGAGUGAGUUAGCAAAUAUGUUGAAAAAAAGGGAUUUCUCUCCAUUUCGAAAUGAAGCUCUCAGCAGAUGGAUGGCAACAAAAGAAAGCCAAGUAAAAAUACUUUUGCAAUGCACGUCCUCUCUUCAGCAGAUUGAGUUUGUAUCAGAGCCAGGCGACUUACAGUCAAAGGUUAUGAGUCCUCAUCAUUCACAAGUUCUGUGUUUUUCAAUUUUGAUCCCUAAAUCUGAUUCACAUUUGAUAAACAUGUCAAAAUACACGAAAGAAGAGACUCUUGAUAGUGAUUUGGACUUCACAGCUGGAAAUGCUACAAUCCCACUUAACAUAAAAGAAAAUGAAAGUUCAAUGAUGGAAAAGGCAAGAUAUUUCACAGACUUCUUUGAUAAUAAAGAGAACACUGAUGUUAGCUUCCUUGUUGCAGAGGACGUUUCUGAUUCAAAUGAAUUCCAAGCUAAGACAAAGUACUAUAAUAAUGGUAGACUCCUCAAUGAAGACUUUGCAAUACCUUCUACCCCAAGGAAAGUAAAUGUAAACAAUAUUGCUACUACACAUGAGAGCAUUUUGGUUCAGUGGGAAAAACCCCUUCAUGGUGCAUCAAACAUCGACCAGUACAAGAUUGUCUGUGAAGACACUACUGGAAAUAAUCCACCCAUUAUUCAGCAUGCAGAUUCUAAUGUUGCAAGUCAUCACAUUCAGGGUCUCAGUCCUGGCUGUGAGUAUGGCGUUAGCAUUCAAAGUGUUUGCCAACUUGGAGUUAGUGUUAAGGGCCAAAUAAGGGGUGCUGUUAAAACAAGGCCAACUAGUCCACCUGGGAAACCUUAG
Molecule: messenger RNA, 1146 nt
Organism: Macrobrachium nipponense
Lineage: Eukaryota; Metazoa; Arthropoda; Malacostraca; Decapoda; Palaemonidae
Product: stonustoxin subunit alpha-like
Exons: 1
Coding region: 1-1146 (381 amino acids)
Molecular function (GO): protein binding
Source: RefSeq, a predicted model, not a curated record